AUGGCGACCGCCUCGCCAGUUACGCCCGAAACCCUCGUCACCCUCAAGGUGACUGUGGACGGCGUUCCUCGCCGGUUCAAGCUGCCCCUCCGCGAUGUAGGCGUCAACGUGCUCGAGGGCAAGCUGCGAGCUAUCCUCGAAAUUCCCCACGACGCCGAAGCUGUCAUCGAACGCUACUCCGACUCGGCCGCAGCUUACGUGGUCUUGGACCAAGCCAAUUCAGCUGUCUACAAGCAACUUUACCGUGCCGCCAAGGCAAAGCAGAAGCUCAAGCUCCGUAUCACCACCAACAAGAGCCCAGUCGAAGAGACUACAGGCCCCGAGCCGCCCUCGGUAGAGGGCGAGGCCAGCGAUGCCAAUGCCCCGGCCCUUGUGCCUACUGACAGUGAGCGGGAACCUGAGCCGCCCGUUACCAAGACCUCCGCCACUCCGCUUCCGGAGCAAGUACCCAGGGAAGCUGCUCAUGCGACCUACACGCCUCUCGAAGACAUUGCGGCUUUGGUUCCGAGAGAGCUCCGCCCUGCGACCAAGGAAGAGUGUCCCCGGCCGGCGCUCCAGAAUACCUCACAGCAGACCGCAUCGCCUUCGACUGUCCCUCGCUGCCCGGUUCUUCGGGGCAACUACGCCGUUUGCUGCAAUAGCUGUGACCGGACCAUCCCAGGGGCCCAUUAUCACUGCUCUACCUGCGACGACGGCGACUUUGAUCUUUGCCAGGGGUGCGUCGACCGGGGUAUCACAUGCAAAGGUUCCAACCACUGGCUUAUCAAGAGAUACGUCAUGAAUGGUAGCAUCGUCAACAGCACCACGGAGCGCCUCGCUCCUAAGCAGAAACAGAAGCCACAGCCUGUCGAGGCACCGGCUCCUGCACCUGAAUCUGCACCUGCCCCUGCCCCGGCAUCCCUUGCCCCCGAGAGGAUCAUCCCUGUCUUCAACGACUUCCUGUACUCGAGCAUCCGCACAUGCAACUGCUGUGUACAGGAGUUCCCCGAAGUAGAAUUUGUUCACUGCACGACGUGCGAGGACUACGACCUCUGCAGGGCCUGCUUCGCCAAAAACCGUCACGGUCACCAUCCCAGGCACGCCUUUGUGCCGGCUGUUGAGGGCACUAGGCUGGAGCCUGAGGUGGCUCGCCGCCUCGCAGCCGGCCGUGGCCAACCUCACCAUGCCAUCUGCGACGGCUGUGACAAGAACAUUACCGGCAUACGCCAUAAGUGCCUGGAUUGCCCUGAUUGGGAUUAUUGCUCCGGCUGCGUGGUGAACGCCGCGCUCAUCCACCCUAACCACCGCUUCGUCCCCAUUUAUGAGCCGCUGGAGUAUAGCCAGAACGUUCGAAUCCGGCUCGCGAUGCGGCCCGUCCAUCCCGGAAUCUGCUGCGACGGUCCUCUAUGCCGGAAUUCCCGUGCCACGUCUACUUAUAUCGUUGGUGACCGCUACAAGUGUGCCGUGUGCAAUGACACUGAUUUCUGCGAGUCCUGUGAAGCGAGUCCUGUCAAUACCCACAACCGCACUCAUCCUCUCAUCAAGUUCAAAACGCCCGUCCGCCACGUGAGCGUUACCACCACUGGCGAAAACGAAAAGGGCCGCCUACUGCCCACCAUGGGUGACCGCGCUCGGCUUCGCCCGCCUGUCUCUGAUUCCCAGCCUCUCAAGGCAGGCCUCUCGCCUGGUUUCCUCACCAAUGUUCAGACCGUUGUCGACGUUAAGCCCUCAGAGCCAUCUGUUCCGGUCAAGGCCGAACAGGACGAAGUUAAGGUGAAGCGGGAAGAGGUCGAAGAGAAGCUACUGGCUGCUGUAGGGCCCGUCGCUGCUAACAAGCUCGACGCCGCCUAUGUGCGAGACACUGUAGCGGAUGGCACGGUCUUUGGACCCGACCAUAUCUUUGAGCAGACCUGGACCCUUCGCAAUAAUGGCGAAGUCCCGUGGCCGGCGGGCUGCUCUGUCAAGUUCGUUGGCGGCGAUUACAUGGGACACCUCGACUCCAACCAUCCUGCAGCCACCCGGGACGUUGAGUUCUCUUGCGAGUCCACCAUCUGCUACUCGUCCGUGCUUCCUGGCGAGGAGUUUAACUUCACCGUCCUUCUCAGGACUCCCCACCGCAGCGGCCGAUUUGUCUCAAACUGGCGGCUCACUACCAAGGACGGCAACAAGUUUGGCCAUCGCCUCUGGUGCGAUGUUGUCGUCGGGAAACCCAAGGUGGUCCUCCCCCCUCCUGUGGCUGCCGAGCCGGUGGAGCCGGCCGAGAAGGAAGAAGCUGCCAAGGCUGAACCGGAGGUUGAGCCUCAGCACAGCCAGAUGAUCUUCCCCAAGCUGGAGAAGGAAUCGCCUGUUGCCAGUGUUCACGAGGAGAGCAAGGCUGAGUCCUCUACCCAGGAUGAGAACUUCGAGGAUUGCGAGGAUGAUGAGUGGAACGAGGAUGACUCGGAGGAGGGCUUCUUGACGGAUGAAGAGUACGACAUCCUCGAUGCCUCCGACGAGGAGUUCCUCCUCGAGGGCCGCCCCAAGCAAAAAUGA
Messenger RNA from Canariomyces notabilis, 2511 nucleotides. RefSeq lists its product as uncharacterized. The record is from RefSeq and is a predicted model, not a curated record. The coding region runs from base 1 to 2511 and encodes 836 amino acids. Gene Ontology annotation, molecular function: zinc ion binding. The transcript has 2 exons. Lineage: Eukaryota; Fungi; Ascomycota; Sordariomycetes; Sordariales; Chaetomiaceae.